AUGUGGGAUUGGGAUUUGAGGACGACUUGGGAAGUGGUGGAGGCGAACAGUGCAACGAGUCCAUUGGAUAGGUUAACCAGGAACUUGCGAGGAGACGUGGUCUGGAUCUUGAAUUCUACUAGUGAAGUGGGAGAGAGCAGGAUUGGAUUUGCAUUUACCAAAAGAGAUGAAGGAGCUGUAGAGGCUAAUAAAGAGAGAAUAACAGAAAGAGAAGUGAAUGAUCGAUUUGUGUCGAGUUUCAAAAUGCAAAACUCAGCUUUAGUUUUGUCCCUCAACGCCAUCCUUAAAUUCUUCUCCUUUGGCCAAGUGAAAUUGCCACUUCCACCAGGCACCAUGGGAUGGCCUUACAUAGGAGAAACCUUUCAACUUUAUUCACAAAACCCAAAUCUUUUCUUUGCUUCCAAAGUCAAAAAAUAUGGUUCCAUAUUCAAGACUCACAUAUUGGGGUGUCCUUGUGUGAUGAUUUCAAGCCCAGAAGCUGCAAAACUUGUGCUUGUCACAAAAUCAAAUCUCUUCAAGCCCACUUUCCCUGCAAGCAAAGAGAGAAUGUUAGGCAAACAGGCUAUUUUCUUUCAUCAGGGCGAGUAUCACGCUAAACUUCGCAAGCUAGUUCUUCGUGCAUUCAUGCCUGAAUCGAUCAAGAACAUCGUACCAGACAUCGAGUCGGUCGCAAUUAGCUCCCUCAAGUCAUGGGAAGGAAAAUUGAUCACUACUUUCCAAGAAAUGAAAACAUACACUUUUAAUGUGGCUUUACUGUCCAUAUUUGGAAAGGAUGAAGUUUUGUACAGAGAAGACCUCAACAGAUGUUAUUACAAUCUUGAAAAAGGGUACAAUUCAAUGCCUUUUAACAUCCCUGGAACACUGUUUUACAAAGCCAUGAAAGCCAGGAAGGAAUUGGCACAAAUCUUGGCCAAAAUCCUGUCCCUUCGCAGGCAAACCAAGCAAGAUUACAGCGAUUUGCUUGGAUCAUUUAUGUGCGAUCACGAAGGACUAACGGAUGAACAAAUUGCUGACAACAUCAUCGGUGUCAUUUUUGCUGCAAGAGAUACCACUGCUAGUGUACUGACAUGGAUUAUCAAGUACCUAGCGGAAAAUCCAAGCGUCCUACAAUCUGUCACUGAAGAACAAGAAGCAAUAAUUAAUUCGAAAGAGGAAUCUGGUGAAGAAAAGGCACUGAGUUGGGCAGAUACCAAGAGAAUGCCAAUUACCACAAGGGUAAUUCAAGAAACACUCAGAGUUGCCUCUAUCCUAUCUUUUACUUUCAGAGAAGCUGUUCAAGAUGUUGAAUUUAAAGGCUAUCUUAUACCAAAAGGAUGGAAAGUUUUACCACUCUUUAGAAACAUUCACCACAGCCCAGAAAAUUUCACAGACCCUGAGAAAUUUGAUCCUUCAAGAUUUGAGGUUGCUCCAAAGCCCAAUACAUUUAUGCCAUUUGGCAAUGGGAUCCACUCAUGUCCAGGGAAUGAAUUAGCCAAGACUGAGAUUUUAGUCCUUGUACAUCAUUUGACCACAAAUUAUAGGUGGUCUAUGGUGGGCCCACAAAAUGAGAUUCAGUAUGCACCCUUUGCUCUUCCCCAGAAUGGUUUGCCCAUUACUCUCUCUCUCAAAAGAUAG
This is a messenger RNA of Fraxinus pennsylvanica, 1614 nucleotides long. NCBI's taxonomy places the organism in Eukaryota, Viridiplantae, Streptophyta, Magnoliopsida, Lamiales, Oleaceae. The record is from the annotation of a GenBank genome assembly.